Pyricularia pennisetigena is the source of this 264-nucleotide messenger RNA. RefSeq lists its product as uncharacterized. NCBI's taxonomy places the organism in Eukaryota, Fungi, Ascomycota, Sordariomycetes, Magnaporthales, Pyriculariaceae. The coding region runs from base 1 to 264 and encodes 87 amino acids. The record is from RefSeq and is a predicted model, not a curated record. The transcript has 3 exons.
AUGAAGCCUCUCGUCAGUGCCAUGCAAGCAUGGUCUUGCGUGGUCAUCUCCAUCUUCGCAAUCCUCAUCCUCUCGGUCCUCGGCAUAUUAUUCAAGAACAACCACCAUGAAAUGGUUGGAGGUAAAGAUGAUCCUCAAAACGGCCCCGAGGUUGCCGGCACAAUCUUCGUCGCUGUAAUCAUCUACUGCGGCUUUUUGGUAUUCUGUGGCUUGCAGGGCCUGAUGCACGUUCGCGAGAGCCGAAGGGGAGCGAUUGCACUAUAA